Molecule: messenger RNA, 1554 nt
Organism: Kazachstania africana CBS 2517
Lineage: Eukaryota; Fungi; Ascomycota; Saccharomycetes; Saccharomycetales; Saccharomycetaceae
Gene: HEM1
Product: 5-aminolevulinate synthase
Exons: 1
Coding region: 1-1554 (517 amino acids)
Biological process (GO): heme biosynthetic process
Cellular component (GO): mitochondrion
Molecular function (GO): 5-aminolevulinate synthase activity; pyridoxal phosphate binding
Source: RefSeq, a predicted model, not a curated record
AUGUUAUCAGGAAACUUAGCUAUCAAGACGUUUAGACACUCGUAUGUCACCAGAACGUCGACGAAGUUCGCUUCUGCAGCUGUUUCGAGAAAUACUCAACCUAUUAUGGAUCAUCAAACUCAGGAUUCCAAAUUUCAGUACGAUGAAUUGUUUGAAAACGAAAUCAUGAAGAAGAGAAAGGAUAAAUCGUAUAGAUUUUUCAAUAAUAUCAACAGAUUGGCUCAUGAAUAUCCUUUGGCUCAUCGUGCCAAGGAAUCCGAUAAAGUUACAGUAUGGUGCUCGAAUGAUUAUCUUGCUCUCUCCAAAAAUGAAGAGGUUUGUAAUGCUAUGAUCAAAUCUAUUGAGAAAUAUGGUGCAGGUGCAGGUGGUACAAGAAAUAUUGCUGGUCACAACAAACUAACAAUUAAUUUAGAAAGUGAAUUGGCUACUUUGCAUAAGAAAGACGCUGCUUUAGUGUUCUCCUCCUGUUUUGUAGCAAAUGAUGCUGUCUUAUCCUUACUGGGCCAAAAAAUGCCGGAUUUAGUCAUUUUUUCUGAUGAACUAAAUCAUGCAUCAAUGAUUAUUGGUAUUAAACAUGCAAACGUCACAAAACAUAUCUUUAAACAUAAUGAUUUAAAUGAAUUGGAAGAAAUGUUGAAAAUGUACCCGCGUUCAAGACCUAAAUUGAUCGCAUUUGAAAGUGUCUAUUCUAUGGCAGGUUCUGUCGCAGACAUUUCCAAGAUUUGUGAUCUUGCUGAAAAAUACGGUGCUUUAACUUUCUUGGAUGAAGUUCAUGCUGUGGGUCUUUAUGGACCACAUGGUGCUGGUGUUGCAGAACAUUGUGAUUUCGAACAACAUCGUGUCAAUGGUAUCAAUAAAUUGAAAACUGUUAACGUCAUGGAUCGUGUUGACAUGAUCACAGGUACACUUGGUAAAUCAUUUGGUACUGUUGGUGGUUACGUUGCCGCAUCUCAAAGAUUGAUUGAUUGGGUUAGAUCGUAUGCACCAAAUUUCAUCUUCACAACAACAUUACCUCCUUCCGUUAUGGCGGGUGCGGCCACUGCCAUCAGAUAUCAGAGAUCAAAUAUUGAUUUAAGAAUUCAACAACAGAAACAUACCAAAUAUUUGAAGGAUGGUUUACGUAGAUUAGAUAUUCCAGUGAUUCCAAAUCCAUCACAUAUUGUACCGAUUUUGAUUGGUAAUCCUGAUUUAGCCAAGCAAGCUUCUGAUAUUUUAAUGAAUAAACAUAAGAUUUACGUACAAGCCAUUAAUUUCCCCACUGUCGCUAGAGGUACAGAGAGAUUAAGAAUCACGCCAACACCAGGUCAUACUGAUGAUCUUUCUGAUAUUUUAUUGGAAGCCAUUGAUGAUAUUUUCAAUGAAUUACAAUUGCCAAGAAUUAAAGAUUGGGAAAGACAGGGUGGUAUAUUAGGUAUUGGAGAUUCAAAUUUUGUUGCAGAACCUAAUUUAUGGACAGAGAGUCAAUUGGAAUUGACAAAUGAUGAUCUCAAUCCCAAUGUUAAGGAUCCAGUGAUUAAUGAAGUCGCUGUUUCCAGCGGUAUAGAAAUAGAGUGA